AUGGCGAAUUCCCCUUCUGUGGAAGAGAUGGGGGUGAAGCGCUGGGAGACGCGUUGGUGGCACCUCCACUGUCUAACAUUUGCUUCAUCACAGGUCUUGGACACGAAAGACCUACAGGUAUUUAAAGUGACUGUAAAUGGACAGGAGGCAAAAUUUGCUUUUGGAGAAAAGCACAGCUUCAAGGGGACCCCCCUGGAAAUCUCCUUUCCUUUUGAACUAAGAAGGGGACAAGAAGCAAUUGUUGAAAUCUCUUUUGAAAGCUCUCCAAAGUCUUCAGCUCUCCAGUGGUUUUCUCCAGAGCAGACUUCUGGGAAGAAACACCCAUAUCUCUUCAGCCAGUGUCAGGCAACCCACUGCAGAGCCAUCUUUCCAUGCCAAGACACACCCGCUGUGAAACUCACAUACUAUGCAGAGAUAUCUGUUCCUAAAGAGCUGGUGGCUCUUAUGAGUGCUAAUCGGGACGGAGAGAUGCCUGACCCAGAGGACAGCAGUCGGAAGAUUUACUGUUUCAGUCAGAAUGUUCCCAUACCUUGUUACUUGGUUGCUUUAGUGGUUGGAGCUUUAGAAAGUAGAAAGAUUGGCCCAAGGACUCUGGUGUGGGCUGAAAAGGAGCUGGUGGAUAAAUCAGCCUAUGAAUUUGCUGAGACUGAAGCUAUGCUGAAAACAGCAGAGGAUUUAGCAGGACCCUAUGUAUGGGGACAGUAUGAUUUGUUAGUCUUACCACCUUCUUUUCCUUAUGGUGGGAUGGAGAAUCCUUGUCUUACUUUUGUAACUCCAACACUAUUGGCAGGUGAUCGAUCUCUGUCAAGCGUUAUUGCUCAUGAAAUCUCUCACAGCUGGACAGGAAACUUGGUAACAAACAAAACAUGGGAGCAUUUUUGGCUGAAUGAGGGACAUACUGUGUACCUGGAACGCAGAAUUGGUGGUCGAUUGUUUGGGGAGCAGUUCAGGCACUUUCAUGCCCUAGGAGGUUGGAGGGAACUGCAAAAUACAAUAAAUACUCUUGGAGAUAAAAAUCCUAUAACUAACCUCGUCCCUGACCUGAGUGAAGUAGAUCUUGAUGAGGCCUAUUCAUUGGUUCCUUAUGAGAAAGGCUUUGCUUUGCUUUUUUACCUUGAACAACUUCUUGGAGGACCAGAUGUCUUCAUUGGCUUCUUGAAGGCUUACAUUCAGCAGUUUGCUUAUAAGAGCGUAGGAACUGAGGACUGGAAGAAGUUCUUGUACUCCUACUUCAAGGAUAAGGUAGAUGUUCUGGAUAAAGUUGAUUGGAACUCAUGGUUUCAUGCUCCAGGAAUGCCACCAGUGAAGCCUACGUAUGAUAUGACCCUAUCAAAUGCUUGUGUUGCCUUGAGCCAAAGAUGGAUUAAAGCAAAAGAGUGUGAUUUGGGUUCGUUCAGCUCAGCAGACCUGAAGGAAAUGUCAUCUCAUCAGCUGAUUGAGUUCCUGGCACUGUUGCUUCUGGAGGCUCCUCUUCCAGUGUCACAUGUCAAACGAAUGCAGGAAGUAUAUGACUUCAAUGCUAUAUACAACUCUGAAAUAAGAGUCAGAUGGCUGCGUCUCUGCAUCAAGUCCAAGUGGGAAGAAGCUAUUCCUCUUGCUCUCAAAAUGGCAACAGAUCAGGGCAGGAUGAAGUUUACUCGACCCUUGUUCAGAGACCUUUACAGUUUUGACAAGAGUCGAGAUCUGGCUGUCAAGACAUUUCUCGAGCAUAGAGCCUCUAUGCAUCCAGUCACUUCAAUGCUUGUGGGCAAAGACUUGAAAGUGGAUCAGUGACAAAUUUACUGGUUUCAUUGAAGUACUCUUGUUGCUGACAGAAGAUUCUACAAAACGCUGAUAGG
Molecule: messenger RNA, 1838 nt
Organism: Chaetura pelagica (chimney swift)
Lineage: Eukaryota; Metazoa; Chordata; Aves; Apodiformes; Apodidae
Gene: LTA4H
Product: leukotriene A4 hydrolase
Exons: 19
Coding region: 1-1773 (590 amino acids)
Biological process (GO): peptide catabolic process; proteolysis; leukotriene biosynthetic process
Cellular component (GO): nucleus; cytosol
Molecular function (GO): metallopeptidase activity; zinc ion binding; epoxide hydrolase activity
Source: RefSeq, a predicted model, not a curated record